CAAAACCUUCCUCAGCAGUUACAGAGUCAUUUUUAUGUCACAUUUGAAAGUGUCAUUUUUUAAUGUGCCAUGCUUUUUACAUUUUCAGACAUUCCCACUGUGGAGACGAGAGGCGCUCCUCUCCUGACCUCCCCUUGGUCCUCGGACAGUCAUCAGAUCUCUGAAAGAGAGAGAGAGCUGGAGAGAUUAGUCUUCAUGCUGCUCAACCACACAUCACACACCGACCUCAAGUCCCCCGUCAGCGAGUGCCCGCUCUGUGAGAAGUCUCUCUCAGAGGUGUUCACAUCAGGAGAAGGCAUGCAGACUCACUUUCACAGCAGCCUGUCCCUCCCGUUGGUACGAUCGCCCAACGCCACAGACCUCCCUCACAUGCCCUUUGGAUUCAGGAUGCUCAGCGGCUACGCUCGAGUUAAGGACCGGAGCUUCGGCUGCAAGGUGUGUGGGAAAGUGUUCAAGCGAUCGUCUACUCUGUCCACUCACCUCCUCAUCCACUCAGACACCCGACCGUACCCCUGCCAGUACUGCGGGAAAAGAUUCCACCAGAAGUCAGACAUGAAGAAACACACCUUCAUACACACAGGUGAGAAACCACACGUGUGCAAAGUGUGCGGUAAAGGAUUCAGCCAGAGCUCCAACCUCAUCACUCACAGCAGGAAGCACAGCAGCUACCGGCCGUUCAGCUGCCCCCGCUGUCAGCUCAGCUUCCAGCGCCGCGUCGACCUGCAGCGCCACCAAGAGACGCAGUGUGGAUAUGGAGACGUUUACAAGCAAAGCUGAGCGCAUGAUGGGAUGGAGUGCUGGAAAAACAUGUGUCAAACUAAAUCUGUGAAUUAAACUGGAUUAUUUUGUCAUGCUGGAGUGGGAUUUUGGGGGUUUGCUGGUUUGUUGUUGACCGGUACAAAAAAUCUGAAGGAGCAUCCUUGAAACUUUUUGAGCCUUUCAGGAAUCUCACCACAAAACCUCCCUGACAAAUGACUCUGAAUAUUUCUCUGAGGAUGGAACAGGUGAAAGUGUUGUGAUUGGAAAAUCAUCCAAUCUUGUGUUCUUUAACGUUCUUACUGCCUCAGAGAUCUGUGUGGAUGUGUUUGUAGUCUUUGUGUGAGUGUGUGUGUGUGUGUGUGUGUGUGUGUGUGUGUGUGUGGUUCCUCAAAUCACUGGAGGACAUCAUGAUGGAUGAUUGAUGAUGAUGAUGAUGAUGAUGAUGGUGGACUCAGGAUGUUUUUGAUAACUUAAUUUCUUGAACAUAUUUUGUAAAAUGACUUUCUAAA
This is a messenger RNA of Notolabrus celidotus (New Zealand spotty), 1268 nucleotides long. RefSeq names its product zinc finger protein Gfi-1b-like. The transcript has 4 exons. Gene Ontology annotation, biological process: regulation of transcription by RNA polymerase II. Lineage: Eukaryota; Metazoa; Chordata; Actinopteri; Labriformes; Labridae. Gene Ontology annotation, molecular function: RNA polymerase II cis-regulatory region sequence-specific DNA binding; DNA-binding transcription factor activity. The record is from RefSeq and is a predicted model, not a curated record. Bases 70 to 777 code for a protein of 235 amino acids.